AUGGUUGAACUUCGCAAACGGAAAGCCCCUGCACCCCCCCCAGUCGUGCAGAAAAAAGUGAAAUCGGCCCCAAAGCCCAAAGAAACCGUCACUCCCAGCGAAGCCUCAACACAAAAGGUGCUUCAGGUCGACGACAUUAUCGACCUAGAGGGCUUUGGUGGGGAGAUUGAGACCAACGAUGGCGCUAAGACCAACUUGAAGAAGCUCGUGGAAGAAAGCUCGGCGGGGGUCGUGUUGUUCACCUAUCCUAAGGCCUCAACCCCUGGCUGUACAAAGCAGGCGUGCUUGUUCCGUGACAACUACAAACAUCUUAUAUCUACCGGCCUCUCUAUUUUCGGCCUUUCGGCCGAUUCACCAAAAGCCAAUACUACUUUCCAAACUAAGCAAAGUCUACCCUAUCCGCUUCUCUGUGACCCCAGUGCUACAUUGAUUGGCGCGGUGGGACUCAAGAAGGUUCCCAAGGGCACGACCCGAGGUGUAUUCGCUGUGGACAAGAAGGGCAAGGUCUUACUUCGAGAGACUGGUGGCCCUGAUGCAACUGUGGAUGCAGUGCAGACACUAGUGGCCCAGGGCUCCAGCAAGGAGAACGCGCAAGAUGAGGAAAACAGUGAGAGCAAAUAG
Penicillium longicatenatum is the source of this 621-nucleotide messenger RNA. Its product is annotated as thioredoxin peroxidase DOT5. The coding region runs from base 1 to 621 and encodes 206 amino acids. Gene Ontology annotation, biological process: cell redox homeostasis; cellular response to oxidative stress. Gene Ontology annotation, cellular component: cytoplasm. The record is from RefSeq and is a predicted model, not a curated record. The transcript is spliced from 2 exons. NCBI's taxonomy places the organism in Eukaryota, Fungi, Ascomycota, Eurotiomycetes, Eurotiales, Aspergillaceae. Gene Ontology annotation, molecular function: thioredoxin peroxidase activity.